This is a messenger RNA of Aspergillus clavatus NRRL 1, 435 nucleotides long. Its product is annotated as 40S ribosomal protein eS12. Gene Ontology annotation, cellular component: ribosome; cytosolic small ribosomal subunit. Bases 1 to 435 code for a protein of 144 amino acids. Gene Ontology annotation, biological process: translation. The record is from RefSeq and is a predicted model, not a curated record. Lineage: Eukaryota; Fungi; Ascomycota; Eurotiomycetes; Eurotiales; Aspergillaceae. The transcript is spliced from 2 exons. Gene Ontology annotation, molecular function: structural constituent of ribosome.
AUGUCCAACCCCCCCGUUGCCGCUGCCGAUGAGGUCGAGGUUAGCGCCGAUGCCGGUGCUGGCGGCCAGAUGUCCGUCCUCGACGCUCUCAAGGGUGUCCUCCGCAUCUCGCUGAUCCACGAUGGUCUUGCCCGUGGUCUGCGCGAGGCCGCCAAGGCCCUCGACCGCCGCCAGGCCCACAUGUGUGUCCUCAACGAGGGCUGCGAGGAGGAGGCUUACAAGAAGCUGGUCAUUGCCCUGUGCUCCGAGCACAAGAUCCCCCUCAUCAAGGUUCCCGAUGGAAAGAUGCUGGGCGAGUGGGUUGGUCUUUGCCAGCUCGACCGUGAGGGUAACGCUCGCAAGGUCGUCAACUGCUCUUGCGUCGUUGUCAAGGAUUGGGGAGAAGAGUCCCAGGAGCGCUCCGUCCUCCUCAACUACUUCCAGACCGAGCAGUAA